This is a messenger RNA of Drosophila kikkawai, 2502 nucleotides long. Its product is annotated as germ cell nuclear acidic protein. Gene Ontology annotation, cellular component: nucleus. NCBI's taxonomy places the organism in Eukaryota, Metazoa, Arthropoda, Insecta, Diptera, Drosophilidae. The record is from RefSeq and is a predicted model, not a curated record.
CGAAGUAGGCUAGUCGUUUUCCAACAUUGGCCUCGUUUACUGUUGAAUGAUGCCCGCACUCGAAACAUAAAAAUUUUAAAAUAUAGAACAACCACAAAAUGUCAACCAACAAAGGCCGGGACAGCAGUCUCACUGAUGUUUUCGGAACCCUGCAGCUCAGCGACACUGAAAGCUUAUCGGCACAGCAAGAAGAUUCGUGCAAAAUGCCCCAAAGCGAUCCGAAUGACAGCAUUGGCGACUCGUUCGUUAAUGUCGUGGACUCUGAUGAGUCUUCCGUGGUCAGUUAUAUAUAUUCGGUUGACCUGGUAUCCCCCGAAUCCAGCCUCUGCGAGGACAACAACAGCAACGACAACAUUCUGUACACCACGAACGACGACAGCAGUGACGGCUCCGAUAUUAAUGUUGUGGACACUGAUGAAUCGUCCGUGGUCAGUUACAUAGAUCCAGCUGACCUGGGCAUCACCAUCGAGGAGACGAGCGAAAGCGAGGCGGCGGAUGAGCACGGUCCUGGUCUUUCUCCUCCCACACGUACAGCUACCAGUGGUGCCGACAUGGACACCCCACAGUCAUCCAAGUCGUCGAAGUCAUCGAAUUCGUCGAAGUCUUCCUUAAAGCGCUCCUCAAAUUCCCUUAGCGACGACGACACGCAAGCCAAGAAAUGUAGUUUGGAUGCCAUCAGUGGCAGUGUUUUGGCGGCGUCAAGGUCUGGAUUAAAGCGCACUUCUCCAUUUUCCCUGGGCAAGGACAUUCCGGCCAAGAAACUAGCCAUGAAAGAGAUGGUCGCCUUCUCGUCUAGUCCCAAGAUUGUCACCCGCAGCGGUCGUGCGGUGCGCAUGUGUCUGGAUAAGAAAUUUGACUACUCAUCCUCGCAGCCGGAGGAUGACGAGACGGAGGACUCGUUGGACUCGUCAGCAACGGAUAGCGACGAUGAGUUCCAGUUGAAUGGCAGCCACGAGGAGCUGAACUGGUCGAGUCGCAAGCGACGCCGCUCCAGUCAUGGAAGCAACCGGACCAGCACUAGCUCUAGCAGCUCCUCGCAGCUGGAGGCUACACUGAUCUACUUGGACCUAGAACCACCAGUGGCCACUAUUAUGGAUGAGCCAUUCGCCGAUUUAGUCCUCGAAGACGAUGCUGAUCUUAAGACCAAAAUGCACAAGUUCCUGGGUCUAAUACCGCGUCGUCGCAAGCUGUACAAUCCCGAGGAUCAACUGUACCUGGAGCCGGAUGAACCGCCCCACAAGGAGACGGCACCUUCCCGCAGUUUUCUGUUUAUUACCUCUCCUGUCCAGCCACAGUCCCAGCCCCCGUCCCCGCAUGUUCUGCAUGUUCCGCCGUCGCCCAAAAAAUUGCCCAUAAGAUCGCCCAUGAUAUUGAACACAUCUCAACUGCAGUCGCUGACCCUGGAGGAGCGGAAAACCAAGAUGCUGGACGAUACUAUGCUCCUGGUUAAUGCCGCCACCUUAGAGACCGAAACGCCGGACUACAUCAAGGCGCCGAUCGAUCUGAGAGAGCUGCCCAGCGAGAAGUGGCGGGCCAACAACUGCCGCCGUCACAAGGCCUGCAUUGCCUGCCUGGAGCAGCAUCCGCUCUUGUACAGCUUUGUGGAUUCGCUUAACCCCGCCACCUCGAUCAAACUGUGCCAUCCCCAGGCGCUGGCCUAUCGCGGAAGCGACUUCGAGAGCUCCAAGCAGGCGCUGGCCAAGCUGCUAUUCAACGUAUUCAACCACGCCGUCUUCCACUGCGCCUUGCAGCCAAACAUAGUUUGGAAGCGGAGCCUGGGCAAGCCCUGUCGCUGCGAAAUGAUCAUUGACUCGUCCGGCCAGCGUACGACCCGCCUGCUCCUGUGGAACAACAUCAAUAGUCCGGGCAGGCUGAUCAAGCCCCUUAUCCACGAAAUGUGUCAUGCCGCUGCAUAUGUCUUUAACCGCGAGACGGGACAUGGCGAGGCCUGUCGCCAGUGGGCCUACCAGGCCAAUCAGCAGCUUUUCGAGCUGACUCAAAUCGAUGCCUGCGAUGCGGCCUACAAAUAUGUAUGCUCUAUGUGCGGUCGUGGCUCCUACGGCCUCAUGGACUUUGCCGGGAGCAAGGACAUGCUGCGCUGCCACUACUGCCAGUUCGAGGUGGUGGUGGAGCCCUGGAGCGUUGACGACAAGUACGACGGUAUCCGGCCGGACACAACUUUGACUGAGUUUAAAACUUUUAUUUUCGAAAAAUACCAGCAGCUGGCGGAGCAGGAGCACAGCUCCAAGAUGCGGUGCCUGAACCAGCAGUAUCUGGAUAUGCAGCUUCGGGCGGCCUGUGAUUAACCCCAACUCGAUUACUAUUAUUCCUUGUUCUUUUUUUGUGGGAUUAACUAUCUAUAUAUUUUUGUACCUUUACCAAAUAUUAGCAUAAUGAAGCCGAUGUUAUAUUUACAAGUCGCAUGGCUUUAAGCAUGUUACUCCUAAAACCACAGAUCUGAGAGAUUCAAUCCAAGGACCGUGAACAUUAAAAGUGAAAAAA